Molecule: messenger RNA, 1157 nt
Organism: Adelges cooleyi (spruce gall adelgid)
Lineage: Eukaryota; Metazoa; Arthropoda; Insecta; Hemiptera; Adelgidae
Exons: 8
Coding region: 40-1095 (351 amino acids)
Molecular function (GO): calcium ion binding
Source: RefSeq, a predicted model, not a curated record
GCAAAUUGUAUACACGCAACGUACAUAAUUUGAAUUACAAUGAAUUUAAAAAAUAUUAUCGCACUUUUCUGUGUUAUAUGUUUGGUCAAGAAAUGUAGUAGCGUACAUACUGAGCAGUCACCAGAGACAUCAAAGAAAACAGAAGAUCAGACACCAGAGACAUCAGAGAAAACAGAAGAUAUAACGAACAGACUUUCUCAGGCGGAAAAAGACGCAAUUCUAGAUAACCGUGUAACCGAUGAAUGGAAAGAGAAAUGGCAAGUUAUAUUCAACAAGUACGCCCACAAAAAGCGGCAUAUGAUCGACGCAGCCGAAUUACAGAGCCUACUAUUCAAUGAGUCAGUCGGAUUCAUCCCCCUUGUACAAGCAGGAAAAUUAGUAGCUAUGCUUAACCGAACCCCAAAAGCAACCGUUAUUGGAUUCGAACAUUUUUCAACUAUGAGUCCGAUAUUGGACAUUUUGUCGACGAGAAAAAUGAAAAAAUAUCCAGAAUACGGCAAUAAGGUUAUUUCGGUAAAAGAAUGCAAUGCAAUGUUAUGGAAGACAUUUAAAGUCAAACUAUUUGAAAAACAAGUAGAAGCUUCAGAAAUCACCAAACUUAUGGGCCUUGGCGGUUAUGAUAAAAUUGCAAUGGAAAAGGUCUAUGAACUAAAAGACAUAUUGAGAGCUACUAAUGAGUUCAACCGCCUAUUAAAAGCUUUUUUCAUAUACGACAAGGACGCAGAUGGAACUAUUACCGACGUAGAGUUGUUAGAAAUAAUGAAAACUAUUGAUAGUAACUUCACCAUAGAUCAUGCCGUAGAAGCGAGAAAAAAAAUUGAUAAAAACGAUGAUUGUGUGGUUGAUUUUCCUGAAUUUUUGAGAAUGAUGAAGCUUCCUUUUAGCGUUGAAGAGCUGUUUAAGGAAAAGUUUGAUGAAACACACAUAACCAGAGGAGAACUCAAUAGUUUAGUUAAAGAUACAAUCGGAGAUGUUCUUGAUGAGGUGGCAUUAAACGAGAUAGAUCCUAAUCAUGAAAACAGAAUAACUUUCAACGAUAUUGAACGUUUUUACAUUCAAAAAACUAACGAAGAAGACUCUUCAGAAGAAUAUUAAUUAAAUUUACUAAAAAUUUCAUUCAUACACUUCUAUAGGAAUAAACAGUUGUCAAUAAUCAA